Molecule: messenger RNA, 1104 nt
Organism: Rhizophagus irregularis DAOM 181602=DAOM 197198
Lineage: Eukaryota; Fungi; Glomeromycota; Glomeromycetes; Glomerales; Glomeraceae
Source: RefSeq, a predicted model, not a curated record
AAAAUCAACAACAAAAUCAACAGAUACAAUACACAGAUCAAGGAAUGAGCUUUGAUGAUACAAUUAUGGAUGAGCUUGCUUCUGACGUCGAGAAUUUAAAACUUUAUGAAUCAACCAGAUAUAUUGGAGAAGGUUCAUUACUAAUGUUUGAAGGAGGAAAUGAUGGAGAGUUGAUCAUACCUCAGAUGCAACCGGAUUUAUCACAAGUCGAUAAUUCAUUAAAAAUUUUACCAAAUGAAGAUACUAUUGAAGAGUUGAUAGAUUUAUAUUUUAAGCAUGUUCAUCGAUAUUUUCCCGCAUUAAAACAACAGACUGUGUGGAAUUCUGUUCGAGACUUUAAUAAACCGCAACAUUUGCUCUUGUUGAAUUGUAUUUUUUUUACGGCUUCACCUUUUCAUGAAGAUCCAAACAAGAGAGAUGGAAGAAUAUAUUUUCUUAGGGCCGAAUCUUUGCUUUACGAAUAUUGUACACAGCCACACGCUCUUACUGUGAUGUCUAUAAUUAUACUGGGACGUCACAAUAAACAGAUCGGAGCAAGUUGGAUGUACAGCGGUAUUGCAACAAAAAUGUUAUUUGAACUUGGUUUACAUCGCAAGCUCAAGAAUUCAAAGAUUAAGAUACAUAAAGAAGUGUUACAAUCAAGAAAUGAAGCAUUUUGGAUGUGUUUUAUUUCUGAAAACUUUGUUUCGGCCACAUAUGGACGUCCUAAUAUGAUUGAUGAGUCAGAUUGUGAUGUUGAUGUGCCUGAUAUGCCAUCAAAUCUAUAUCCAAUGGAUGAAAAGACUAGACUUGAAAUAGCUUAUAUUCAUUUAAUUAAUCUUAGUAGGAUCUGUGCAAGAGUACGCAAGUAUGUGCAUGCAGCGUCAAGACAAAGAUUUUUAAUGCAAGAAGAUGAAAAUAAAUUUAGAGUCUUAGAUGCCGCACUUGCAAGUUGGUUCCAUUCCUUACCAGAAUGGUUAAGGUUUAAUGAAAUUAAUAAAGAUUCAAAUGGAGUCUUAUUAAAUGGAAUUGGAGGUUAGCUUACAAUUUUAAAUCAAUUUAUUUUGGUAAUUAUUAAUAUAAAUUAUGUAUAUUUUCUUUUUAGGUGAUUUAUAUAUCUUUUAC